This is a messenger RNA of Tarenaya hassleriana, 820 nucleotides long. RefSeq lists its product as uncharacterized. The coding region runs from base 228 to 752 and encodes 174 amino acids. NCBI's taxonomy places the organism in Eukaryota, Viridiplantae, Streptophyta, Magnoliopsida, Brassicales, Cleomaceae. The transcript has 2 exons. The record is from RefSeq and is a predicted model, not a curated record.
GACGUGGAUUAUAUUUUAACACGUGCCGCUGACUUGAUGUAUUUUAAACACGUGUCGAUGAUAGAACAGGGGUUUCUCGGACUGAUCCUACGGUAAAACAGUAACAGUGGUUUCUGUUCGAUAUCUUUUUCUGGAAUAUUGCCAUUCUUGUUUUUCUUGUUCAGAGAAGGAGAUACAGAAAGUAACAUAGGAAACCCUCCCACGUCACCAGCAGGAGUUGAAGAGAGAUGGCAAACAAAAACCCAUGGAAACCAGCAAAUAUAGAAGAGCUGAUGAAAGAUAUGAGACGACAAAUGAGUAUGAUGAUGACCAAGCUCGAGGAAUUAUCCAUCGAGAAACAUGGGUUGAUGGCAAAGCUAGAGAAAACGUCCAAGGCAAACCAGGGUUUUAUGGCCAAGCUGCAAGAAAUGUCCAUGGCCAACCGAUGGUUGAUAACAAAGCUAGAGGAAACAUCCAUGGCGAACCAGCGUUUGAUGACAAAGCUAGAGGAUACAUCCAUGGCGAACCAGGGUUUGACGGCAAAGCUAGAGGAAGUAUCCAUGGCGAACCAGGGUUUGACGGCAAAGCUAGAAGAAGUAUCCAUGGCAAACCGAGGUUUGAUGAACAAGUUAAAGGAAGUUUCCACCGCACAAGGUAAGCAAAAGGAAGGUUUCGCAUUUACCGUGGGACGACGUGGAGACAGUGAGAUCGUGUUUGGUUUGAUGUUUUUACUGUUACUGUUGGGUGUUAUAUGUUGGUUAUGUGGGAAGUAGAUAGAGAGAGACGGGAGAAAAUGUUGAACCGGCUCUAGAAUAGGUGGAAAUAUUUUUUUUAAUAUCAU